AUGUCGGCAUCAUCAAUCGAACCUAAUAAUGACGUCAAAGACAAUAAACUACAAAGAAGGGAUGGAAUAAAAGAUGAAUUUCAAAACAAGGACUGGAAAGAUAAUCAGCUACAAAACAAUAAUGCGAAAACUAAUGAACUACAAAAUUGUGAUGAUAUAACAAAUGAGUUUCAAAGCGACGAUGGAAAAGAAAGUCGACUACAAGACGACAACGAGAAAUAUAAAGAAUUACAAGUCGGUGAUGAGCUAGAAGAUGACUUUCAAAGUGACAAUGAGGAAAACGAUCAACGACAAGAUGAUGAUGAGACGAAAGAUAAACUAACAGUCGUCACAGCUUCAUCUGAACCUAUUACUAAGGGUCUUGCAACUUCUCGCAAUUCAUGGACUGUGUAUCCUAUCACGUGGUACUUACUACGUCAUGCUGAACCAAAUCAUAGUUGGAAAAUUCAAGCUGUAUUUGGUAAAGAUAUCAAAUUUGAUUUUAACAGCAGCAACGCUUUGAAUGUCCAUAGGCAAGAUCUAGAUGCACUCGAACUUAUUAUACGUAUGAUUGGCUUUUUAUCUAUUAAUCAAGAAAAUAUAAUUAUUGGCUCAGUAGCUUCAUUAUUUGCAUCAAUUAUUCUAAGAAAUUUAUCUGACAAGCUCGAUGUUAUCUUACCAACAAUCUAUGAAAAUAUUUGGGCAUCUUUCUGUCAAGGUUUAGUAAAGUUAAUUAGUAUUAAAAUAUUUAAUCGAGAAAACGAAAAUGAGACAAAUAAUACUAUUGACUUACUUUCAAGAAUGCCCGAAGGAAAACAACGAGAAGAUGUAGCAUUGAAAUUACUUAAUUUAUUCUGUCAUUUACGAUGCAAAUUGCCAAGAAACGAAAUAAUGAUGUUGUAUACAUUAGUUAAAUCUGAUGAUUUCUCAUUGAAAUAUCUCGAACUAGCUGUUUCAGUUGAAACUUACAUUGAUUAUCUUAGUUAUUUUCUCAAAAUUCAUGAAGAUAAUGCAAAUGAUUUUAAAGAUAAUAUAAAAGAUCAACUUGAUGUACUUCUUGAAAGUAAUCAUCUUCCAAUUAAUUUAUCCGAUAUUACAUGUAUUCUCACUUAUUUGAAACAACAAACAGACGACAAGUCAAUUCAACUAAUUCAAUCUAUUUUCCAAACAAAUGAUACAUUACGAAAUAAGAUUGAACCAUAUUUAUAUGGAAGAAAUUAUAAUAUUUCCUUGUGUGAAUUUUCUCUUAUUCGUGAUAUUUUGUUUCGUUCAUAUCAUUCAUAUUUAUUACAUAAUAUCGAUCGUCAAAACUAUCUUUUCCGUACACUUUUUCGUCGAAAUGAUCGAGCAACCGAUUAUUUUCUCUGUUGGUUUGAAUAUUUUCUAUGUGAAACAGAUGAUAAUUGGAUUGAUUAUCAAGUAUUAACUCGUCAAUGGACAGAAUGUUUUAUUAGUGAUCAAAAAAUCUUUCCCGAAAUCAUGGAAAAAGUUGAUUCACUCAUCGAUCUUUGGAUAAAAGUUGCACCAAAUAAAGAUCAACGUUCAAACUUUUUUGUAACACAUAUGGUCAUACAAUGUUUCCGACAAGCUUUUCAAAACCAAUAUGAAAAAGAAAAAUUAGCCAAUGCCAAGAAUCAAUUAAGGGAUUUACACGAUCCCACAAAUCCCUUAUUUCAAUUAAUGAGUAUUGCUAAAGUACACAAUAGACAAAAUAAACUUGUAGAAAAUCUAAUUGCCCUUGCUGCAUCAAUGAUCGAAAUUGAAGAUCUUGAACUUAUAAAUGAUACUUUCAAACAACCAUCUCGAAAUACAUUUAUUUAUGCUAUUCUAUUCGAUGAAUCGUUUAGUUCAUUAUCAAUUCAUAAAACAAUUAUUAAUCGUUUAAGUCAACAAUGGACAAAAUGGGAACAAAGAAACAUUCUUGCUAGUGAUAUACGAACAUGGGAAAAAUUUACUGGAGAACAAAAAGCUAUUGUUCAUAAAAUAUGGUCUUUAGUAGGUCAAGAAACAAAAAAACAAGAUCAUUUAGAUACAGUUUUCGAUAUUUCACAAAAAGCUUUGAAAACAAAAUUAGAAACAAAUGAUAAAAUAAUUACAUGUCUCAAUACUUAUUGUCAAGAGGCAAUCGAUAAAACGAAAUAUGAUGAUCUUGUUAAAAAUUGGCAUGCACGUUUUGAAUAUGAAAAUAUCUAUUCAAUUGAUAUACCAUCAGAUCUAUCUAAUAUUUUUCCACUUGCUGAACGACUUAAUCCUUAUGCAACAGCAAUUGCUUGGCAAGCUUAUCUCGAUCAACAAACAAAAUCUAAUAAUAAAAACCGAUCAAUAGAAAGACGAGAUCUUAGGAAAUCAAUCGAACGGCAAUUGAGCGAAGAAACAGAUGAUGAUACAUGGCUACAAGAAAAAACAUUGUCAUCAGAUCAAAUCUUAAGUACAACUGAGAGACUUGAAUGUUUGAACAUACUUCAACGCGCGGAUAAAAUUCUUCAAGAUUUUCAACAAAUAUUAAAACAUAUAUGUGAACAAGGAGAUCAGAUUCCUAUUGAAAAUAUUCUUUGCUUAUUUCCUGACAUUAAUCAAGCUGAAAAUGAUCUUACAUUAUUAGCACCGUUACUUAAAAAGGAAACUCUACCUCUACUUCAUUCUAUUAUAUCAUUUUGGAAAGAUCGUAGUCAUAUUCGAUAUAUCUGUACGGGUAUUAUAAAUCUGAGUAAGAAAAUUUCUUCUAAUAUUGAUUUAAAUUUUUUGCGAAGUUUAUAUGCUAUUGAUGAACAAACAUUGAGUAAAAUAUGUUCUUUAAUCUAUGAAAAAUAUCGAGAACAAAUCGAAAAGAAAUGUUCAAAUAAUAUUCUUACAUUAUUUUCUUAUUAUGGUUCAUCAUGGGAUUUAUUUGAUUUUCUUGAUACAUUAACAGCCGAUGAUGUUUAUAAUUUACAAGAAGCUGUCAAUGAUUGGGAUGAAACAUUGGUAAAUACGAAAACAAUUUUUGAUUUUGCUACAGUGAAAAAUUUUCUUGAUCUUGCCUAUGCAGCAAUGAUAAAUAAACAAAAACAAUUGAAUGUUAUGUUACUAUCAUUUGAACAUAUAAUCAAAUGUUUUGAAAAUAUAUGGAAAAAUAAUCAAUUUGAUAGUCUUUCUAGAUGUCUUGAAUCAUCAGCAUUAUCAUUAUCAAGUAUUAAACGUAUUCAUUUAGAAUUAACUGAUAAAGAACAAUCAAAACGACGUCGAAUAGCUGAUAUAUUACAAAAAUCGAAUAUUAAUUUUAUUCGCAAUGGACAUCAUGAAAUAACAUUUGAUAUUGAUGUUAAACUUCCAAAUCAACAACAACAACAAAUAACAAUGAAUGAUGAACAAAAAGAACAAAAUAUAACAUUUACUGAUUUAAGUGAACUUCGUGAUCGUGCACGUCUACUCGAAUAUUCUAGUAAUAUACAAAAAAGUGAUAAUAAAGAACGUGAUAUAGAUAAAUUACGUAAUUUUAUUGAAUUUGUUAGUGUUGUUGAAACAACUUUAGAAACUUUAACAAUCUUAUAUACGACUGGUCAUCCAUCAGUUUCAAAAUUUCUUAUAUCCGAAAAACAAUUCUUAUGUAUAGAUGGAAAUUAUGAUGAAUUAAUACAAAAUAAUAAAAUAUUAAUUAAUUUACUUGUUAAUUGGGAAAAGAAAUUAUUUUCUAUGUAUGAAAUACAUGUUGAUUUAACAUAUUUUACAGGUGAUCAAUUUUGGCUUAUUGAAGAUUAUAUUUACAAUCCAUUAUCAUUAUCUCAUCCUGGUUAUCAUCUUCUUAGAUUUAUUGAUAUUGAUCCAAAAUUAAUUUUAAAACCGGAUAAACAAUUAGAAAAAGUAGAAGAUCGUUUAGAAAAUCUUGGAAAUUUACUUUCAAAAUUAAGACAAAAAAUUUCUUGUCAAAAAGAAAAUUUAAAAAAUGAAAAAAUUCUUCUUAUUGAAACAACAAAUGAAGGUAUUCUUCGUGCUAUAUUAUCUCUAUUUCAAAAAACAAAUACUCAAACACAUAUUCGUCAUAUUUUCUAUUGUACAACACGAACAAAUUGGAUACAAAUUCGUGGAUUUAUCUAUCGUUGUUUUUAUUCACAAACAUUUCAUCAACUUAUUCGACCUGAACUUCUUUCUCAAUCAAUUCAAGAUCAAUUUAUUUGUUUAUUACGUUCAUUAAUUAAAGAUAAACCUAAUCAAAAUUUUCGUAUUGGUAUUAUAACAACAACUAAUAUAAAAAAUCAACAACUUAUCAAUGGACUUCGAUCAAUGUGUAUUGUUGAUAUUUUACGUGAUCAAGAUUUAUUAAAUAAAAUAGAUUUUCAAAAAUUAAUUCAAGAUAUGAAUAAAAAUUGUACACUUAUUACAUCAAGAAUAACUGGUCUAGGAAAAUCAACUAUUAUUCGUCAAAAAAUAGAAAAAUCUAAUAAAAAAUAUGUAAAAUUUCCAAUCUAUGGUGAUUUUGAUGUUGAUACAUUAGCUGAACGACUUUGUUCAAAAUAUUCUCAACUUCAAACAGGAGCUAUUCAUAUUGAUAUUGGUACAACUGCUAAUAGUCAACAAUUGAAUGAAAUUCUUUAUUGUCUAUUACUUUUUCGAAAUUUUCGUUUUGGACAUGUAGCUGUUUCAAUACCAAUUGAAACAAUUGUAUAUAUUGAACUUGAUGCAUCACCAGAUGCGACUCUUAAUGAAUUACCAUUAUUUCAAUAUAUAAUUCCAUCGAUAAUUGUCGAAAAAGUCGAUUGGACAACUCUCAAUAUAAACAAUAAAGAAAUUCAAGUUGUAGCAAAUUAUUUGAAAGCUAUUGAUAGUAAAGUAAUUAUAGAACAGGAUGUCAAUCCAUCAAUAUUUCAAAAUUUAGAUUUAACAACAUGUGUUCGUCUUAUUCAAGAUCAAUUUCUUCCAAAAAAAGAUAUUAAUUACAUAACAUGGACUCAAUUAUCGAUAUUUGUUGCUGUAUUUUAUCAUCUAUUUACAGGCUUUUCACAAUGUGGUUAUUUCUUAGUUGAAUCAAUUUCUUAUACACAAUUACAACUUCGUAUGGAUCUUGUUCAAACACUUCUUCAAUCAACAAAUCAAUUUACUUCACUUUCAGUUGAAGCUGUUCGUAAACAACAACGAUCAGCUGCUAGUAACGAACAGACAAUAUUUAGUGAUGCUAUCGUUCGAUGGGAUACAAUUCAACCGUUUACAUUAGUUUUUACACCCAGUAAUGAACCAUUAUUUGUCUAUAAAAAGCCGACAGAUAUACCUCAAGCACUUGUUAAAUAUUUCGAAUUUUAUUAUCAAAUAUUAGGACAAAAUAAAAUGAUGCGAAAUACAAUUUUUCCAGAUUAUACUACACUUAAUCAUAGUCAAUUUUUUCUUAAAUUAGCUUCACUUUCACGUAAAUAUUUUAAUAAAUCAAUUUGUCCAAAAUGUUUUAGACAAUAUGAUUUUAAACAACAAAAAUGUGAUAAAUGUGAAAGUAAAGAUAUUCUUAUUCGACCAAAAUCAUUCAAUCAUAAAGAUAUUGAACAAUUUCAACUUGAUAUUUCAAAAAAAUUUGAAAUUGAUUAUGUACUUACACCAGAUAAUUUUAUUAAAAUGCUUCUUAUUUAUAUGCGAAUACAAAGUGAUAUACCUGUUUUAAUUAUGGGUGAAACAGGAUGUGGAAAAACAUCAUUAAUUCAAUUUUUAUGUCAAAAAAUUUUAGAUGAAGAACUCGAAAUUUUUCGUAUUCAUGCUGGUAUUACAUCUAAUAUUAUAAUUAAAAAAAUGCAUAAUUAUAUUCAAAAACUUAAAACAUAUACUAAUCCAGAACAACGUUUAUGGAUAUUUUUUGAUGAAUUUAAUACAACACCAAAUAUUGGUCUUCUGAAAGAAAUUAUAUGCGAACGAACAUUACUUGGAGAAUUAUUACCAGAUAAUAUGGUUUUUCUUGGUGCUUGUAAUCCACGACGACAAAAAACAGCAAAAAUUCUUCAAAAUGAUAAUAUACAUGUUGGAUUAAGAAAAAAUCGUUAUGAAAUGCAAAAACUUCUUUGUGCAGGUACGGAUCAACGUCUUUUAUAUACAGUUGUACCAAUUCCAGAAACUAUGCUUGAAUAUAUUUGGGAUUAUGGUUAUCUAAAUGAACCAACUGAGUUAGUUUAUAUAAAAACAAUGUUAAAUAUAUGUAAAGAACUUUCGAAUGAUGAAAGUCUAUUUAAUCUUAUUGUUCGUCUUCUUGUGCAAUCUCAAAAUCAUUUUCGUCAAAUUGAAGAUGCAAGUAGUGUAAGUCUACGAGAUAUUGCUCGUUUUUGUCGUCUUUAUAAUUGGUUUCUUGAUUCAUUAAUUCAACGAGAUAUAACAAAAAAAUUUAAAGAUUUACCUAAUAGUUUUCUCCGUCGAGCCAGUUUUAUUGCACUUAUGCUCUGUUAUUAUUUUCGUUUACGUUCUACUGAAUUAAAAAAGAUCUAUGUAGAAAAAAUACAAUCGAUUAUUGCAGAAGUAUAUCCAAAUGUGGCUAAGAAAUCUGAUUUUUUGACUAAACAUAUUCUUGAAGAUGAACAAAUCAAGUUGAUCGAUCAAAAAAUGGAAGUACCAUUGAACACCGCUCGAAAUCGAGCACUUCGUGACAAUAUUUUCGUUCUUCUUGCUUGUAUUGUCAAUCGUAUACCAUUAUUUUUAUGUGGUAAACCUGGAAGUAGUAAAUCAUCAGCUGUUCAAAUUGUUAUUAGUAAUCUUAAAGGAAAAAAAUCAAAAGAUUCAUAUUUUCAAACAUUACCCGAACUUGUAGCUGUUUCAUUUCAAGGUUCACAAAAUUGUACAUCGGAAAGUAUUAUAAAAGUUUUUGAACGUGCUGCUAAAUAUGGUGGAGUUCGAAAUGAUUCUGAAAUAUUACCUGUUAUUAUUUUUGAUGAAAUUGGUCUUGCUGAACUUUCACCACAUAAUCCACUCAAAGUUUUGCAUGCUGAACUUGAAGUUGAUAAUAGUAAAUAUGGUUUUGUUGGUGUAUCUAAUUGGCGACUUGAUGCCUCAAAAAUGAAUCGUGCACUAUAUUUAUCAACACCAGAUCCAGAUAUUAAAGAUUUACAAUUGACAGGUUUAAUUAUUGCUCAAAGUAUGCAACAACAAAUUGAAAGACCAAUAGUUCAAUUUGAAAAAUUUAUUAUUGAUAGUCUUUCUCAAGCUUAUUAUAAUUUAUGUGAGCAUUUAAAAGAAACACAACCAGAUUAUGAAAAUUAUUUUGGUCUUCGAGAUUAUUAUUCUCUCAUAAAAGGUAUUGCUCGUGAUAUAACAAAACUAAAAGAUAAUGAUAAAUUAUAUGAAAUUAUUCGAAAACAGCUUAAAAUCAAUUUUGAUGGUAUAUUUGAUGGUUCAACAUUUUCAUGGCAACAAUUCUGUGAUUAUAUCAAUAAACAAAAUCUCAUUGUUGAACAUACAUGUCCUCCGUUUAAUUAUCUUCUUGAUCAAACUCUUUGUAAUCGUUCAAGUCGAUAUCUAAUGCUUAUUGCUGAUAGUGAUAGUGUUAUUGAUUAUGUUGAACGUUAUAUUAAUGUUCAACAACAAAAACAAAAAAUACUUGUUCGUACUAUUGUUGGUAGUUCAUUUCCUGGUGAUCUACUUUCAGGAAAUACUUAUGCUGAAGAUUAUAAUUAUCAAGUUUUAAUGGAUAUUAUUCUUUAUGCUGAAACAAAUAUUACAUUAAUUAUGCGUCAAAUGGGUCAUCUUUAUGAUAAUCUUUAUGAUUUAUUUAAUCAAAAUUUUGCUAUAUCAGCAAAAAAAAAAUAUUGUCGGAUUGCAUUAGGUGCACUAUAUCAUCCACGUUGUCUUGUUCAUGAUGAUUUUUAUUGUAUAGUUUUUAUUCAUAAACGUGAUUUAGAUCAAUGUGAUCCACCAUUUCUUAAUCGUUUUGAAAAACAUAUUAUUGAUAUUCAAGCAUUAGUACAUCCACGACAUUGGUCAUUAUCUCGACAAUUAUAUACAUGGAUAGAUAAUUUCUUACCGAAAAAUCUUGGUAAUCAUUUUCCUCUUUUACAACAUUUAUUUGUUGAUUAUAGUCAAGAUCAACUUUGUAAUCUUGUUAUUGAUGCUUUUGAACAAUUUAAUAUAUCAAUAGAUGAUGAAGAAAAAUCUGAGAAUAUUCCAGAUAUUAUUAAUUAUUGUCAAGAAAAAUUACUUCAUACUAGUUCAUUUGAUUUACCUUUAACUCUUUCAAUACAAUCAAAUUCUGAAUGUCAAAAUUUGAUUGAAAAAUAUUAUGACUUACGUCAGUCAUUAACAUUUAACAAACUCAUUAAACAAUAUCUUGAAAAUUCUACUACUUCUCUUCAAGUUAUUUAUACAUAUACUCAAAUCUAUCAUACAAUAGAUCAUCUAUCAAGUGAUGUCGAAGAAGUUAAAUUGAGUGCUUUUAGAACUGAAUUUGAAUUAGUUAGAAAAGUAAAACGUCAUUAUCAAGCAUUAACAAAUAUUCGUCUUCUCUUAAUUCGUGUAGACUAUCAUGGUGAAUAUCAACAUAUUCUUUCACUAAAACAUGUUAUACAAAAUGAAUGUGUAUCAUCAAGUAAUCGAAAUGUUUGGAUUAUAUUUCAUUUACAACGUAAUCUUCUUAAUCAAAUAAAUAAUGAUGUUCUAUUUAGUGGCUGGUUGAUAGAUAUGAUUGAUGAUCUUAAUGAUCAAGAACUUAUUCCGAAACAAAUACUAAAUAAUCCUUCAUAUCAAAAUCUUGUUCUUCAACCAGAAUUUUGUCUAUCUGAAUGUAUAUUCGAUGGAGAUAUUCAUCGAUGUCAAUUAAAUUUUCAUUUAUUUGAUAAUAUAUUUGAUGAAUUAGUUGAUCGAUGUUUAUCAAAAUUUCGUUACAUCAAUUUUCAAACAAUAGACGAAGAAUAUAUUAGUGAAAGACGUCAUAUGCUUCUUCAACAUAUUAUUGAACAUCGAAAUAAUUCAACAUUGAAAAAUCUUCAUCUUCGUUCAAUUAUAAUUGAAUAUUUAAUGAUAUUAAUUAAGCAAUUUCCAUCAUCUAAUAAAACACGUUUUGUUGAUUGGAGACUUGAUAUUUUAACAAAUGCUGUUACAAUUGCAGGUUCACGUUCAUUUUAUCAUGCUUUUCAAGUAACAAUAUCUGUGUUUUAUGAAGCCUAUCUUUCACUUCUUUUGACUCAUCUUGAAAAAUAUCAAUUUUUCGAUGCUUAUAUUUUCAUUAUGAAUAAUCAAGAUGAUAAUAUGCAAAAUGAUUUAUCCAAACUAUGGAUAGAUUCGCUAAAAGCAUCAUUAGAAACUAUUGAUUUAACAAUAAUGAAUCUUGAUAUCAUUGAUAUUUCAUAUGCUUCUGAUCUUCAAUUACCUUGUGCAGCAGUUGAAUUUGAAAAUAUUCGAACUAUAAGAAAGAAAUUUCAAGAAUUACAAGAAUAUAAUAAUGAAUCUUCAUCGGAUGAAUAUGAUUCACGUCUUGAUCAAAUGCAUACUUCAAAUAUUUAUAAUGAUAAAUUUCUACAACUUAUGUUUACUGAUCAAAAAUGGUUUCAAUUAUAUUUUCAUGAUCAAAUAGCAAUGCAUUUAGCUGAUGCUAAAAUACAACUUUCGACUAAUUUUGUUUUUGAUUUAUUAACAAGUAAUCCAAUACGAACAAUCAAACAAUAUAAACGUUUAUUUUUUAUUGAACAUAUUGAAUUAAAUGAAAUUCUUCGUUUAUUUGAAAUUAGUUUACAAUUAGUUAGUGAAGAAAAUAUUCGAAAUAUAAUUCGAGAACAAUGGAUUGAAAUACCAUUUGGUAUAAUAAAAUCUUCUGAAUUUUAUACACUUGUCUUAGUUAAUAAUGAACAAUUCUAUCAAUUACCACCAAAAACUAUAACUCUUGAAGAACAAUCAAUAUUUGAAUAUCAAGGUGAUCCUAUGAUUGAAACAAGUCUAAUGAAUUUAAUUGAACUCAUUCUAUCAUCAUCUGUUAUUCAACAAGCAAAAAAUAUUCAACAAAUAACAACAACAUACAGUUUGAUUGCAAAAGGUAUUCGUGAUUUAAAUUCAUAUGAAGUUAAUAAUUUAGAGAAACUUCGUUCAUUUAUUAGUUUCAUUCGUUGUCUUACUACUCUACUUUCUCAUAAAGCUCUUGAUAUUCUUAAAGAUGUUUGUAAGGGUAGUUUCGAUGCUAAAUUCGAUUCAUGUUCGGAAAUUCAUUGUUUUAUUACUCAAUUACAACAACGUAUCAAAGCAGAACAAUCAACUGCCGAUGAAAAUACAAUUCAUCGAGCAUUAGUUAAACUUGAACUUGACUUUUUAAAAGAUUGGUUAGCUGAUAAUGGUAAUUCAUAUGGUGAAAUUUUAACACUUAUCAAUGAUGAAAAUAAUGAUCUUUGGUUUUAUUCAGCAAAAAUUUUUACAAUUAUUGAUAAUAAACUUGAUUUAACGUCAACAUUGAAAGAAAAUCAUGGUAAUCUUCCAUCCAAUGAUAAAUACAAACAUUUGAAUCAAUCUCUUGAAAUACCAAAUAUUUCUACAUGUAAAAUUGAACGAUUGAUGGUCAAUCGACUUCAUAUGCAUUUGAUGUUAAGCGUUCAAGGAAACGAAAUCAGUCGGCAACUUACCGAUGAGUAUCCGUAUUUUAUCGAAAAUAUUCAUGAAAUUCAAAAUGGUAAUAAACUAAAUGUUGGUCAAAGAAUUUCAUUACUUGCAUGGUUAAAAUAUUAUGCUCAAAUGUAUGCAUUUGCUUUGAAUAAUGACAGUCGAGAUGAUAUUUUAUCUGAUCUUGAUAGAUUUCUAACUAAUGCAGAUACACCAUUUUGUUCGACACUUAAACUUUUUAUUAUUAAACAAAUUCUACAAAUAUCUAAACUUACUCUGGAAGAUUUACGUGAAAUCUAUGUUAAUCGUAAUCUUUUUUGGAUAAGACCUUUUUUUCAACGUUCACAUGAUCAACAAACAACAAAUGUUCAUCAAACUCUUAUUCUUCCUCUGCCUCUUUUUCAAGGUCGAGAAGAAUUCGAACGAAUUCGAAAAAUAUUCCAUAGCACAGAUAGAAAUAAUCAAUUACAAAAAGUAAUUCAAGAAUGUAAUCAUACACAAAAAUUAUCCUAUGCUUUUCUAUGUUGGUUCAUUGAGUAUUAUUCUUGUUUUACUCAACCAAAUACAGACAUAGACAUGGACUUUAUUCGAAUUAUUCAACAUGAUUUUAGUCAAGAUUUAAUUAAAUCAUUUACACCAUUGGGUCAUCGAUUUCUCAUUGAUUUAUGUUCGAAUUUUUCGGACAAAUCUUAUUUUCGACUUCAAUCUAAAAUGAUACCAGAUGAUAUUCAUAAACGUUUACUUGCUUUAAAUAUUGUGGCUGUUUUUAUUUCUUUUAAAGCUCAUAAAACUAUUAAAUUGCUCGGCAAUAUUCUCUUCAAUAAUCAACAACAAAUGCCAAUCAAUUACGUUCAACAUCUCUCUACUAUCUACUUGCCGGGUUUAACAAUCAACAAUAUAAUUAUCAGUCAAAUGUUGUAUGUUCGAACUCGAGUUCAAGAACGUCUUGAUCAAGGUGCAUAUAUUGUUGAAUAUGGAAAAUUUAUUUAUCAAUGUUCAGAAGAAUGUCCAUGGAUGUUCUUUUUCGAAGAAUGUGGUGCUCCAGUCAGUAAAAGUAUAUGUUCUCUAUGUCAGAAAGAGAUUGGUGCUCAGGGAUAUAAUGUUCUUAUUGAACGUAAUCCACCUCAACUUCGAAUACCAAUUCCAGAAGCAUUUGAAAAAAUUAAUAAAUAUAUUCAACAAGAAAAACAAAAAAUUUGUUUUGGAUAUUAUAAUAUUAAAAAUACAAAUGAAAGUACUCUCGGUGAUAAACCUAAUCAUUUAAAUCGACCAGUUUCAUUUCGUUUUAUUCAUUUUCUUAUACAUGGUCUUCUUCAUUUUUUGCAUGAUAGAAAUUAUUUCUCUGAUGAUGAUUUAAAACAAUAUUUUAAAUUACCAAUAAAUACUUAUUUUCGUGAUCAUUUCGAAAAAGAUUAUGAUCUUCUUUGUCAAACUUCAAUCAAUUCUCAACAAUGUUAUAUAUGGCUUUAUAAACUUCUUAAUCAUCUUAUUGAUGAUGAAUUUAAUAAACAAGGUCUAUUGAAUACAAAUGAAAAUAUUAUAGAAAUUGAACAACUUAUCGAACAAAAACUUAUUUUUAAACAUAUAAAUUCAAUUGAUAAUGAAAUAAUUGAAUAUAAAAAAGCUUAUGCUGAAUAUAUUCAAAAACAACAAACAUUAGAAAGUUUUAUUGAUGAACUUUUUGAAAAUGAAGAACAUUAUCCAUUAUUAAAUUUUUUUAAUAUUACUACAUUUCAUACAUUAAAUCCGUUAGAUGAAUUUAUUUUAAAAAUACAAAAUUUACCUUUUGCUGAAAAAAAUUAUCCAGUUAGUACAUAUCUUAUUAAACGUUUAGAUGAUUAUACAAAUAUUCAAUAUUUAUAUUCAAUUAUUGCUUUUAGUAAUUAUUUAAUUGAAAAAUUUAAUCAUCGAAUUAAACGAAUUGAUGCUAUUCAAACAAAAAUGAUUUAUUAUUUAACACAAGAUAAUGAUCGAGAUAUAACUAAAAAAUUUUUUGAUGAUUUUCUUGAUGCUUGGUAUGCAUUGACUUUUAAAGAAGUUCGUUAUGGAUGUCAAACAUUUAAAUUUGAACGUAUUGUUUUAAAAGAAAAAUUUGCUGAAAAUACAAGUAUUACAAUGUUAUUAUUGACAUCAUCAAGAGAUGAUAGUAUGCUUUUACCAGCAUGUUUGAAAACAAUAGCUGAAUUACAAAAUGAAAUUGUUAAUUAUUUUCAUAAUAAUAUUGAAACAACAUCAAAUUCUAAACGAAAAUGUGUAUCAUUACAAUCAAUUCGACCUGAACAUAUUUUUUCUCUUAAUCGAAAUAGUUUGAGUACAAAAUUAAUUAAUGAUAGUAUUGUUGUCAAUUAUCAAUAUGGAAAAGGUAAAGAUAUUAUAUAUGAUUAUGAAGAAAUCGAAAUUACACUUCGAAAUAUGAUCAGUGAAUUAGUUUUAAUUGAUACAGAAAAAUUAAAUUUUUUGACAUAUCAAUUUGAAUUGUAUGGUGAAAAUACAUCUUUAAUUAAUGAAGUACGUGCUCGUAUUAAACAACAACAAAUAAUAAAUGAUAAUCGAACAAAAUUGAGUCGUUUGAUUAUGACUAUGAGUCAUGAUGAUAUUCUUCAUUAUCUUGGUUCACUUGAUAAUAUUUUUACUUAUAUUAGAACAAUUGCUGUAGAAAAAUUAACAGAUGAUAUAACUAUACAAUUAUUUAUUGAACGUUUUAUUCGUUCGAAAUCUCGUCUUAAUGAUAAUGUUCUUCGUUGGCCACAUUUUUCUGCUAUUCAAUUACGAUAUAUAAUUGAUUUUUAUGAAAUGUUUGAAGAAAUUGCAUUUGAUCAAGUCUUACGUGUCUAUAUGAGGAAAGAGCUUGUUGAAGAUACAUUUACUGAUGAAGAACGAAAACGAGUUCUUGAUGUAUUCUCUCGUGCAACAUUUGAAAAUGCGAAAAUAGCUGAAACACUCAAAUCAAUUAAUGCUUGGAUUUCAAUGCUUAAAAGAUUGAUUGUACGUGUAUUGAAUGCAAAUAUAAGUCUUGAUGUACCAUUACAACUUUAUCUUGAACGAACAGAUUUAUGGAGUGAUCGUGUUAGUUACAUUGAUCUUACAACAUUUCAAGUCGAUGAUGAUAUUUUAUUACAACAUACUUAUGUAGUUUUAACUGGUUUAGAAAAUAAACAAAAAGCAACCAAUCGAUCACAGCAACAACAGACCAAACCAGCAAUUCAAAGUGUUGGAGGGCAACGACAAAAAGCUGAUACAUGGUAUAAUCAAACGACAAAGGCAACGACUAGUACUAAAGAUAUUAGUAGUAAAAAGUCAUCUGGAAAGAAGAUUCGCUCAUAA
Molecule: messenger RNA, 13818 nt
Organism: Rotaria sordida
Lineage: Eukaryota; Metazoa; Rotifera; Eurotatoria; Philodinida; Philodinidae
Source: the annotation of a GenBank genome assembly